This is a messenger RNA of Microplitis demolitor, 1296 nucleotides long. Its product is annotated as acyl-coenzyme A diphosphatase NUDT19. The record is from RefSeq and is a predicted model, not a curated record. The coding region runs from base 103 to 1149 and encodes 348 amino acids. Gene Ontology annotation, cellular component: mitochondrion. Gene Ontology annotation, molecular function: hydrolase activity, acting on acid anhydrides, in phosphorus-containing anhydrides. The transcript is spliced from 5 exons. NCBI's taxonomy places the organism in Eukaryota, Metazoa, Arthropoda, Insecta, Hymenoptera, Braconidae.
AUGCAAUCAGUGGUCUUAACCUACAAUUUUAUAUUAGAAGGAUUAGGUUUAGUGCAAUAGUGAAUUUUUAUUUUAUUUUAUUAAUUAAUUUAUUAAUUAAUAAUGAAGAAUUGGCGAGAUUCCGCGAGUAUAAUUUUAGCAGCAAACUAUAAAAAUUCAGCUAAAAAAGUGGAAACAAAUUAUGACUUCAAAUUACUUUGUUUAAAACGUCAUAAAGAUUCAUCAUUUAUGCCAGGUAAUUAUGUAUUUCCCGGUGGCGUUGUUGAACCAGCUGACGCAGACUUUAAAUGGAAAAAUUUAUACAAAAAAUUUGGAUUUAAUGAUAAACAUUUUUUAUCUCUAUUUCCUAAUGAUAAUUACAAUAAUUUAUCAUCAUCAUCAUCGCUGUCUAAAUCAAGGCCAAUCAUUUUUAAACCAAAAUCAGCGAACGAAUUACCGCGGGAGGUAUCAUUGAGGAUAACGGCAAUUCGGGAAACAUUUGAAGAAUGUGGUAUUUUAAUUGCACAAUCUAAUCAUAAAAAUUCAUCUCACGCUCACCAUUUUACAAUUAAUGAAAAAGAGCAAGUGGUUAAAUGGCAAAAAAAAGUCCACAAUAAUGCUACUGAAUUUUAUGAAUUGUGUGAAUCAUUACAAUGUUAUCCAGAUUUAUGGUCACUGCAUGAAUGGAGCAGUUGGUUAACACCAGCGUUUCUUGAUGGAAAACGUUUUAAUACUAUUUUUUUUACUGCAUGUUUGAAAAAUAUACCUGAUGCUGAAUUUGAUCCCAAGGAAAUGGAAGAUCUGAGAUGGGAUACUCCUAGAAACUUGAUUGAUAAAUCGGCGGAAUUUAAAUUUGCACCACCGCAACAAUAUGAAAUAUACAAAAUUUCUAAAAUUUAUCAGUUGGAUAAUCUGCUGAAGUAUGCGAUUGAGCAAAAUAAAAAGGGCGCAUUGUUUAAUUUACCUAUACGAGUUAAAUUAUCAAAUGGAAUUAUUUAUUUAUUGCCUGGAGAUGUCACAUAUCCAGAAGAUAUUCAUUUAACUGAAGUACGUGAUAUUGUUAAAAGCAAUUUGACUAUCCACGAGUUUCAUAAUCAGUCUGUUGGACAAAAAAAUCGCAUUGAGUUUCACAAAGGGAAGAAUACAUUGAUAAAAGUAAUAGAUGAUUGACAUUAACUCAUUCAUUAUUCGAAUACUCAGUGUUUUUAAAUUUUUUUUAUUGUUUUAUAAAAUUUAUUCUAUCGAGUUUAAAAUAUUUUUAUAUUUAAAAAAUAAAUAAAAGAAGAUCUGAUGGUUGGAAUUAGUCUUCAAAAUGUU